Lampris incognitus (smalleye Pacific opah) is the source of this 948-nucleotide messenger RNA. RefSeq names its product taste receptor type 2 member 16-like. Gene Ontology annotation, cellular component: membrane. Lineage: Eukaryota; Metazoa; Chordata; Actinopteri; Lampriformes; Lampridae. The record is from RefSeq and is a predicted model, not a curated record. Gene Ontology annotation, biological process: G protein-coupled receptor signaling pathway; sensory perception of taste. Bases 1 to 948 code for a protein of 315 amino acids. Gene Ontology annotation, molecular function: G protein-coupled receptor activity. The transcript has a single exon.
AUGUUCGGGUUAUUAGACCUCAAAUUGUACGGGACUGCGAUUCUGGUUCUGGUCGGAGUUCUGUGGAACAUCUUCAACCUGACUGCCACCAUCGUGGAGCAGCUGCGGUCUGGAGGCAUCUGGAUGGUGGCUGCCAUCAUCUGCUCCAUCUCCCUGUGCAACAUCCUCCUGCACAUCGCCACCUUCUUGUUGGCGAUGUCGGAGUGGUUCGGAGUGCCCUGCUGGAGCGACCUGCCUUGGCUACACAGUCUGGUUCUGUUCAUCUGGUUCUGUGGCAGCUGCACCAGCUUCUGGUCCACUGCCUGUCUGAGCCUGAUCUACUGCAUCAAGGUGGUGAGCUUCUCCUCGCCGCUAUUCCACGGGAUCAAGAGGAACAUCUCGGCCAUUACUGGCGUGAUCAUGGCGUUGACCCUAAUGACCUCCUGUCUGUUCGUCACCCCCAUGUUAUUACUGCGCCGCAUCAAAGUCAACGAGUCCCUCCCUAUUAACGCCCUUGAGAACACCACCUGCACGAAGGAGAUACACCUGUUCCCCUCUUGGAUCGACACCAGUUCGUACAUGGUCAGCUUUGUCUGCUAUCUGGCUCUGCUGCCCUUGGUGGUGUUGCUGCCCACGGCCCUCCGGCUGGUCAUCUUCCUGUGCAGACACACCAUAUCCAUGCAGAAGAACCAGAACACCCCAUCUGGCAUCUCUUCCUACCUCUUGGUGUCCCAGCUCACAGUGGCCCUAGUGGGGGUCUAUGUGACCACGACGUUCACCAUCUCUCUGUAUUAUUUCAGCUAUUUCUUCAAAUUUUCCCUCAGCACGGACAUGGUGUUUUUGAGUUUGUCCAUUUACUGCAUCGCCUCCGCGGUCCUCCAGACCGCCUCCAACCGCCGCCUGCGGGAACACCUCUGUGCGCUAUUCUGCAACGCAAAACCACCGAACACGUCCACAGCAACCAUAUGA